AUGUUUAACCUACCAACAUCGUCUACAUAUCCAUCAGCCAAAGAAAAAACUAUUCAAAACAGAUUUCUUCCUAAUAAACCAGCAGUAAGAAAAUGCGCAUUUGAUAUUGAUUCACUUUUAAAACCAACUAAUAAUUCAAGCUAUAUCGAUGAUACUGAAGAUGGUUCAAGCGACGAUGGUCAUGUACAAAUUGAAUCCUCUUCGUCAUUCUGUAAUUCACCUAUUGCGUCCUAUGCACUUGUAAAUCAAUUAAAAACAAAUGAAAAUCUAGCAUUAUCAUCCUCAUUUGAUUCCGAACAUUCGCUAGUUGAAAGUUCAAAUUCUAAAAUAAAAUCUAAACGUAUUCGAACAAUAUUUACAACGGAACAACUUGAACGACUUGAAGUUGAAUUUCAAAAACAACAAUAUAUGGUUGGUAGCGAACGAUUAUAUUUAGCAAAUACACUUCGUUUAAGUGAAGCACAAGUUAAAAUUUGGUUUCAAAAUCGUCGAAUUAAAUGGCGUCGUCAAGUACUUGAUAAUCACCCGCAACAAUAA
Rotaria socialis is the source of this 537-nucleotide messenger RNA. Lineage: Eukaryota; Metazoa; Rotifera; Eurotatoria; Philodinida; Philodinidae. The record is from the annotation of a GenBank genome assembly.